UUUCUUUCUAACUCUUACUCAUUUUAAUUUAGAGGGUCUAAUAUGCCAAGCCCAUUAAACUCACAGGCCGUAUGUCGUGAUCCGACCCAGCUCACUAUUACAAUUGGGUUUGGGCCAGUAUCUAGCUAACCGACCCGUUUGACAUCUCUUGCCGGAUAAACACGCGAAGCUGCUUGGCGAUCAUGCAAAUCGCCAGCAUCACCAAAACCAGAUCAGACGCGCCAGUUCAAUCACACAGGCCGCGGGCAUGCCCAUUCCAGUGACAAUUUACAGGACAUUCACCCUCUAUAUAUAUUCUUUCAAUGACCACCAUCCUAACCACUUAUUUUGUUCGUUCAUAAGCUCUCAUUUCUCAACUUCUCUUCAUACUUAGAAUUCUUGUUUCCUUCGGAAGACAAACUAAGUUGGGCUGGGGUGUCGUAUAAGUAAGUGAUCGUUGUGAGAGGGUAGUGGUAUAUUUGGUUUUGUGAAGUAAUGGAAAGGAAUGGUGUGGUUUUGUGGAGUUUCACUUUCUUGUGUUUGGGGCUCAUUAGUAAUGUGCUAGUAGAAGCUACCAGAGGGAGGCUUCCAAGUGAUUUGGGGUUCGGAAUGGAAACUAGCCAUACCAAAAUGGCUGGUCAUCAAGUGCGCCCUACUACUAGUGGUUACGAAGGAGAAGGCUAUGGCUCUGGUGGUGGUGGUGGUGGUGGUUUUGGGAUUGGGGGUGGAGUAGGUAAGGGCUACGGUCCUGGUGGGGGCUUUGGCUCUGGAGGCGGCAUGGGUUCAGGCGGUGGUUUCGGUUCAGGUGGUGGAGCGGGCAGUGGUUUCGGCUCCGGGUCUGGUGGUGGAGGAAACGGUUACCGCACAGGCUCAGGUUCGGGAUAUGGUAGUGGCGGUGGUGGUGGUGGUGGUGGUGGUAGCGGCAGCGUCGGCGGCGGCGGAGGGUAUGGUUCUGGCUCUGGAUAAGGACUGGGUACAACCGACAACGAGGGUCGAGGUGCUCAUAAAGAAUUACUUAUUUUGUUUUGUUGUUCCGAGGGAAGAAUAACCGUCAUUUAAGUUCUCACCCUCUUUAUCUUUCUUGGCUUGUCAUUAGUAUUUUAGUAGUUUGGACCGUCUUCUGACUAUGACAAAUAAAGCAUCGACUUUGCCUUGACGAAAUGAUAAUUUCACAUU
Molecule: messenger RNA, 1155 nt
Organism: Pistacia vera
Lineage: Eukaryota; Viridiplantae; Streptophyta; Magnoliopsida; Sapindales; Anacardiaceae
Product: glycine-rich protein 23-like
Exons: 2
Coding region: 475-945 (156 amino acids)
Source: RefSeq, a predicted model, not a curated record